This is a messenger RNA of Orycteropus afer afer, 1344 nucleotides long. RefSeq names its product CDP-L-ribitol pyrophosphorylase A (gene CRPPA). The coding region runs from base 1 to 1344 and encodes 447 amino acids. Gene Ontology annotation, cellular component: cytosol. Lineage: Eukaryota; Metazoa; Chordata; Mammalia; Tubulidentata; Orycteropodidae. The transcript is spliced from 10 exons. Gene Ontology annotation, biological process: isoprenoid biosynthetic process; protein O-linked glycosylation via mannose. The record is from RefSeq and is a predicted model, not a curated record. Gene Ontology annotation, molecular function: D-ribitol-5-phosphate cytidylyltransferase activity.
AUGGAGCCGGUGCCAUCCGGAGGUUCCAGGCCGGACGAGCCGGGGCCUUGCCUGAGUGGCCCGGGAGGCACCUCCCAGGCGACCUCGGCCUACUCGCUAAGCCUUGCCCGGGCCGAGCCGGGGUGCGGCGUGGCGGCCGUGUUGCCGGCGGGGGGGUGCGGGGAGAGGAUGGGUGUUCCCACUCCGAAGCAGUUCUGCCUCAUCCUGGAGAGGCCGCUCAUCAGCUACACCCUGCAGGCAAUGGAGAGAGUAUGUUGGAUAAAGGACAUUGUCGUGGCAGUAACUAGAGAGAACAUGGAAGUAAUGGAGGGUAUUAUCCAGAGAUACCAGCAUAAACGUGUUUCACUAGUUGAAUCUGGAGUGACCCGCCAUAGGUCAAUUUUUAAUGGACUAAAAGCACUGGCAGAGGAGGAGUCCAACUCUAAGUUCUCUAAGCCAGAAGUUGUGAUUAUCCAUGAUGCUGUGAGACCAUUUGUUGAGGAAGAUGUUCUCCUUAAAGUUGUCACAGCUGCUAAAGAACAUGGGGCAGCAGGAGCAAUUCGACCUCUUGUAUCUACUGUCAUCAGUCCAUCUGCUGAUGGUUGCUUAGACUAUUCACUAGAACGUGCCAGACAUACAGCAAGUGAAAUGCCACAAGCUUUCUUAUUUGAUGUCAUCUAUGAAGCAUACCAGCAGUGUAGUGACUAUGACUUGGAAUUUGGAACUGAGUGCUUGCAGUUGGCUCUAAAAUACUGUCACACCAAAGCCAAACUGGUAGAAGGAUCACCUGACCUCUGGAAGGUGACCUACAAACGAGAUCUGUAUGCAGCUGAAUCAAUUAUUAAGGAGAGGAUUUCACAACAGAUUUGUAUAGUUAUGGACACAAAAGAAGAUGAAGAACAUGUAAGUCUUCUUGAAGAAAUGCUGAAAAAUGAAUUAAAACAUGUAAGUGUCACAUCUAUGCCACUGUGUUACGCUGGAAGAGAUCUUCAGCAAGUCAUCUUAGAACAGUGCUACAAUUUUGUUUGUGUACAUGUUAUGAACUUUGAUUUUCAAGGAACCCAGAAGUUACUGAGUAUGCUGGAAGAGAGUCAUCUUUCCAUUUUAUAUCCUAUUGUGGUUGUUUUGGUGCAUUUCAUUGAUUAUAAUUCAGUACCUUUUGGUGAGAAAAUGGAAAACCUAAUGCAUAUCAGGGAAUUGGCAAAGGAAGUGAAAAAAAUAAACAUUUUAUUAUAUGGCCUACUCAUAUAUUACCCACAGGCUGAUCUUAAGCUACAGGAGAGUUUAAGGCAAGGUGCCACCAUUAUUGCUGCCUUAAUCAAAGAAAGAAAUUCUGGACUCAUUGGUCAGCUACUAGUAGCAUGA